This is a messenger RNA of Durusdinium trenchii, 1058 nucleotides long. The record is from the annotation of a GenBank genome assembly. NCBI's taxonomy places the organism in Eukaryota, Dinophyceae, Suessiales, Symbiodiniaceae.
CCUGAGAGAAAACCACUCUCCAAAGUGUUGGCGCCAUGGGAUGACUCCACCAGCUGCACCUCAAAAGCUUGCUGACCGACAGGCAUGGUCCCUGGUCCUUUGCAAGUGCUUGCCAAAGCCCUAGAGGUGCAGCUUCUCCUUCUUCCUGUACUUAAGGCGCAGGCCACCACCUAUGAGUUGGCUUUCUAUCACCACUUCCCAGUGGAUAUCUCUGUUUGCUUUGCCUAUGGCUACGGCGAGCCGACAACCUCCAUAGGGCCCCUCAACUACAAGGAAGUGGGCUAUGCUCGCAUUCCUGCGAACAGCAGUACGAAUCAGAUCAGCGUGGAUGUACAGGAGAACUGCAGUGGCCCGAAUGCAUCGCUCGUCAGUGGUGCAGUACAGGUCACCUUGCAGUCCUCCUCCAACCUCUUUGGUGUUGUUGCGGAUGGGCUGGAGACCUGGAAUGCGAGCUCGCCGACCGCGGCAUUGGCAGCCUACCGGAGCAACUCCGUGGCAGAGGUCGAAACAACUGAGGUGGUCGCCUCACUGAGAUUCUGGAACGGUGCAGUUGGCCUGGCCUCAAGCUGUACUGCAGAGAUUGCAGUAGAUGGGGGGCCACAUUACCAGGUGGGUCAACUUGCGGCUGAUCAAGGGAAGCAGGUCAGCUUCACGUGCGAUGCUCUCGAGAGUGGCUUCACUACCCUGGCAUUUCACUGCGGUAGUCAGGCCUUCGAGUUCCGCACCGGUGCAGAGGGCGUGGGUGGAUUCUUGUGCCCAGGAGCCACGUUGCAGGUCUCGUUGGUGGGGUUCCAGGAGGGGAACACUACUGGCAAGGGCCCUUCUGUUGAGCUGGUCAGCAGUUCCGAUUGCCCUUGUGCGCAACGUUGUCGGGCGUCGUGUGCCGUGGCAGAGGGAUGGAGAUCUGCGCAGGUCUCCAGCAUCUUCGUCCUCGUCGUCCUCUGGCUGUGGAGCUGAGCGCUUGCAGCGCUUGCAGGGCACCGAGAGCGUGGUUCCAGGGCACCGAUCUCGGUGCCUGAAACAGAUGGAGGGUGAGGAUCAAGUCAAGUAAAGAGGGG